Molecule: messenger RNA, 3056 nt
Organism: Pyricularia grisea
Lineage: Eukaryota; Fungi; Ascomycota; Sordariomycetes; Magnaporthales; Pyriculariaceae
Exons: 3
Coding region: 1-2745 (914 amino acids)
Biological process (GO): carbohydrate metabolic process; protein deglycosylation; glycoprotein catabolic process
Cellular component (GO): nucleus; cytosol
Molecular function (GO): carbohydrate binding; peptide-N4-(N-acetyl-beta-glucosaminyl)asparagine amidase activity
Source: RefSeq, a predicted model, not a curated record
AUGAGAGAGCUACCGUUGCAAUGGCGUUGCCUCAGUUCUACGCACAUUGUUUUUCUGGGCUUCUCCAUGGCUCUCUUAUAUCUUUUUUUCCUUUUGUUGAGCCUGGCGAGCUUAGCCCAACAAGCUGAGCUCGCCGAAUAUGUCUUCACUAAUACCGGUUCCGAAGGUGGAGGGAACACCUUCCCUGGCGUAUCAGAACCCUUCGGCAUGGUGAAGCUUGGCCCUGAUGUCUUUCAGGACAAAGUUGAUGCAUACUCGGGCUACUUGCCCAAUGGAAAAAUCCAGGCAUUCAGCAUGCUUCACCUCAGCGGCACCGGCGGAGCUCCCAAAUACGGUGUCGUGGCUCAGAUGCCAGCAGUAGGAGAUAUCACCAACCCCCUCGAUGACUUCUCGGCAGCGCGAGAUGUGCCCGACAUGACCGAGGUCGGCUAUUACAAGUCAAGCCUUGCGACUGGCAUCAUGGUGGAGCUGGCAGCCUCUUCUAGGGCUGGCAUGCUUCAGUACACUUUUAAUUCUUCGGGUUCGACCCCGCGAAAUGUCAUCGUCGACGUCUCACACGUUCUUCCUUCGUACAGGGGAAUGGGACUAGGCCAGAAGUAUCUCGGCGGCAGCAUAAGUGUAGAUAGGGACAACUCGGGAAAGGUGAAAUAUAGAGGAUCCGGCUCGUACGACAACGGAUGGAAUCGAGCUCCCAAGUGGACCGUCUAUUUUUGCGGCACCUUCAACUCUUCUGCUACCUUCAAGACGUUUCUCGGCAACAACGCUUCCGGUAACACCUUGUCCAAGUUGUCGAAUGACAACAAGGUUGAAUCGGAGAACCGCUUGGGAGCCGUCUUCACCUUUGACGACGCCAAAGUGGUCUCGCGCGUGGGUGUUUCGUUCAUUUCAGAGGACCAGGCAUGCACAAACUUGGAUCAGCAGAUUCCCGAAAGCAUGUCGAUCUCACAACUGCGACAGCAAACAAGGGAUGUCUGGAACACUAAAGUCCUCUCCAGAGUGACUUCAAACGACAAAAACACCACCAAGUUGCGGCAGCUAUACACCUCCAUGUACUUCAUGCACCUAAUGCCUAUCAACAAAACCGGAGAAAACCCAGAAUGGAAAUCGACCGAACCAUACUAUGAUGAUAUAUUCACUCUCUGGGAUUUGUUUCGCUGCACCACUGCUCUGCUUCAUGUCUUUCAGCCCACAGUCUACGAAGAAUUCAUUCGAUCUUUGAUUGACACCUGGCGCCAUGAUGGUUACCUACCUGAUGCUCGGUCUUCUUUUUUCAAUGGUGCGACACAGGGAGGAAGCAACGCGGACACGGUUCUCGCCGACGCUUAUGUCAAGGGCGUCCGUGGCCAAGUUAACUGGGAAGAUGGGUAUGCAGCCAUGGUCAAAGACGCCGAGGUGGUGCCGGUGUCGAACAAUGACCCUCGCGACAAGACAGGUUCAACCAAGGAAGGAAGAGGAGCAUUACCCGAUUGGAAAGAACGGGGAUUUAUCUCUACCAAAUACACAAGAUCUGUGAGCCGGGCAGUGGAGUAUGCCCAAAACGAUUUUGGCCUUUCACAGGUCGCUAAAGGCUUGGGAAAGACGGACGAGGCUGAAAAGUAUAUGAAUCGAUCGCGAAAUUGGAGGAACCACUGGAACAAGGACAUGAAGGCACUUGGGUUUUCUGGUUUCCUUGGACCAAAGGGCGAAGAUGGGCUAUUCCAGGAGCAGGACCCCUUGAGUUGUCGCGGCUGCUACUGGGGUGACAAUUACUACGAAGCACUGCCGUGGGAGUACACCUUUGGGGCUCAUCACGACAUCAACACAUUAAUUGACUACUCAGGGGGUCAGCGGAACUUUACAAGCCGCCUUAAGUGGACUUUCGAGCCCAAUGUCCGUCCUACGGGCCACGAGGGAUUCAACAGAAUGAUCUUUAACCCCGGCAAUGAGCCGAGCUUUACAACACCCUAUCUUUACAACUUCGUGGGUCGUCAGGAUCUGACGGUCAACAUCACACGCUACCUCGGAAAGACUUACUAUGGUGUUCGGCCUAACGGCUUGCCGGGCAACAGUGAUGCCGGUGCCAUGGAGUCGUGGCUUCUUUGGGUUAUGCUGGGUCUUUACCCCAUGACAGGGCAGACAACUUUUCUCAUCGGCUCACCUUGGCUUGACGAUAUCACAAUUUCGUUGGCGGACGGAAAGUCCCUUCAAGUUACCUCCACAGGCGGUUCCGAGGAUUCGUUCUACGUUCAGAGUCUCAAAGUCAACGGGGAGAACUGGACAAAGUCGUGGGUUACCUGGGACGAAAUAUUUGCCAAUGGCGGAAAGCUCGAGUUCACCCUUGGCCCAGAGCCAUCCAACUUUGGUGCCAUCAGCGCCAAAAGCCCAGCGCCUCCCAGCCCGGCGAGCGAGGCCAAGUUGGGAGAAACAUACAUGGGUUCCUUGGGUGGCUACCCUGCCAACAUGAAUAAAGGUAGUCCUUCGUGGCUCAUUCCUGUGGCUGUCACGAUCCCGAUAGUCGUUGUGGCAGCGCUCGCCAUCUGUGCCAUAUUCUUCAUCAUCCGCAAGCGCCGUGCAGCCGCCACACAGAAGGCGUUGGCUUCCGGCUCGGAAACUCCCGAAUCCGGAGAGGGUGCUCUUACACCAAUGACUCAAGCAGUUGGCGCUUCCAAGGCGAAUAUUAAGGUCGAGGUUGUGAACGCGGCGCCUCUAGACUCAACUCACGGUGCCAAUCCAAUACAGCUACCUCCACCUAUCGCCGGCAGGUGAACACCUAGCUGGUUUUCCUGAUUUCAUCUGUGCAUAUCCAAAGGAAUAAUUCUCUCUCUGAACAUAAUCCCUUGUUGGGACACAGCACCAAUCUUCUGCUGCUAUUUUUCUCACCAUGUUUUUUUUUGGCGGCGUUAUUAUCCGGAGAUACCCUGAGCAAUCUUGGCUCAUUUAACUCAUUAAUAUCUGUGUGUUUUUUUCACGACUGCAUAGCUUGGCGCAAGGAAGGGGUCUGAAAGAAAAUCAAAGCAUUAUCAUUAUCAGAAUUGCAUCAGCGUUAGACAACCUUAUUUAUUACAGUACAAAGACCC